AUGGAAUGGUGUGAGCAACUAUUGGGUGAGGCAAUCGGUAUAAUAGAGGAACUAGCUAAGAACAUUAACAGCUUUUUCGUUAAUUUAUCAUCAGAUUUCCAACCCCUCGAAGGCGAUCCGAACUAUCAAGCCGAAUGUACACCCGAUAUGCUUGCUGACCCGUAUAAAGCGUAUCGUGCUUUGAAGGAAGUUAAAUGUCAUAAAUCA
Molecule: messenger RNA, 207 nt
Organism: Paramuricea clavata
Lineage: Eukaryota; Metazoa; Cnidaria; Anthozoa; Malacalcyonacea; Plexauridae
Source: the annotation of a GenBank genome assembly